Molecule: messenger RNA, 1720 nt
Organism: Tupaia belangeri chinensis (Chinese tree shrew)
Lineage: Eukaryota; Metazoa; Chordata; Mammalia; Scandentia; Tupaiidae
Gene: ZC3H11D
Product: zinc finger CCCH-type containing 11D
Exons: 13
Coding region: 34-1464 (476 amino acids)
Biological process (GO): poly(A)+ mRNA export from nucleus
Source: RefSeq, a predicted model, not a curated record
CGUGCACUCGCACGUGCGUUCCCCCGGGUUUUGAUGACCAGGGAAAAACAAAGAUCCGCUUCUUGGGGUUCCCAGUGCCGAUUCCGACACUGUGAAGAGGCCCUUGGCAGUGACACUGUGUGCUCAUUAUGGAGAGAGAGAAAAUGCUUAGAUCCACUUUGCAGAUUUAGACACAUGGAAAUGCAGCAAAACUGCAGUAUUUCAUGCUUCUGGGAAACUCAGCCUCUUGGGUGUGUGAAGAUCAGUUGUAUCUUUUAUCACAGCAAACCUCGAAAUAUCAAUGGAUUGUUUCUGCCGCCAAGUAGCAAUAUAACACCUCAAAAAGAAAGUCAGGAAGGAAUUCCACCUCCAAUCCAGAGUCAGGAACCUUUGAAACCUCAGGAAAAUAUAUCACGACCCAUUCACCACCCUCUGGUUUUAAAAACUAAUUUUGAAGAUGAAGAGGAGGAAGAAGAUGAACAAAAUGAUUAUUUGGCUUUGGGACAAUUUAAUUUAAAAACAAUAUGUCCUAUAGAUGCUUCUAGUUUAUGGACAAAGACUCCUGAAGAAAUUGAAGAAAAAAGAGCAAUAAAGGAGAUGUGUUAUAAAUCUGGUGAAUACUACAGAUUUCAUACUCCUCCAGAUAUUUCAUCAUCAAAAAGCAUAGUUUCUACAGUGGAAAAAGAGUUAGAAAAGCCUUUGGAAAAUGGCAGUGAAUUGCAAGAAGGGGAUGGUCUUACAGUUCCAACAAAACUGAACCUAUCUGAAAAGAAAGGUGAGGUAAAAACAUCAGAUAGGAAACCAAGGACUGACAUUGCUGCUUUUGAAAAUGGAGGGGGUGACUGUUAUGUUCCACAGAGGAUAAUAUUUCUGGGAGUAGAUGAAAAUGAAGUUUUGACUGAAGAAAAAGAAAUCACCAUGUCAAAAUGUUCAAAUACUAAAGAUAAUGGCAGUAUUCAUCCAAAGCGUUCCCUAACUACCCGACUAAUACCUACAACGCAUGUGUUAAAUGCUACUGAGAAUAUCAGUAUGAAGUGCAGAGAGGACGCCUCUUCAAUGAAUAACAUCCAGCCGGUGAGGAAGCCUCAUUUUAAGGGUGUGAAAAAAAGAAAAUGGAUUUGUGAUGAACCAAAGAACUUUUCUGGUCCAGGAAUGCGGAGAGCAGUACAGGUCCCAAAUCCAAAAAAUAAAAUGAGUUACCAUCGCAAUAAUAAAAACCGAAACGCUGAGAAUGCAUCCUAUAUCCAUGUUCAGAGAGAUUCUAUCAGGACUGUCUCACUGAAUGCUCCUCACCGCAGCAGGCCCACCAAUGGGUCCUACAACAAGGUCGAGGUUAACAAGGAACCCAAACUCAACCUGUGCCCAGACAAAUACAUGCCAACAUCAUAUAAUGGUUCAGCCUGGCGAAAAAGAAUUCCUUUCUCAAAAACAUAUUCUAAAACUGAAAAGAUAUAUACAGAGCCAAGAAGAAAUGGGAGCAAGUAAAACUGGAGGUUGAGAGAAGAGAAAAAUGAGAAAAGAGAAAAGUGCCGGACAUCAUCUGAUUUACAAUCAAAAAUGAAAAUUCAAAGAAUGAGAUAUUCAAGUUCUCCAUACUAUAUACUGGAUAGCCAAAGAUGAUAAAAUGCAAAUUCUGAAAUAAGAUGCAGGAAGUACAUUGUGCUCUUUCAAACCGAUAAAAAUGCAAAUUACAAACAGCUGCCUGUGUAUUUAUAGAGGUCUGGAAUUCAUUUGAUGCUUU